Messenger RNA from Penicillium cinerascens, 1146 nucleotides. RefSeq names its product putative sarcosine oxidase. Bases 1 to 1146 code for a protein of 381 amino acids. Gene Ontology annotation, molecular function: sarcosine oxidase activity; flavin adenine dinucleotide binding. NCBI's taxonomy places the organism in Eukaryota, Fungi, Ascomycota, Eurotiomycetes, Eurotiales, Aspergillaceae. The transcript has a single exon. The record is from RefSeq and is a predicted model, not a curated record.
AUGGAUCAAUACGACGUCGCAGUUGUGGGACUUGGUGUCCUUGGAAGUGGAGCGGCAUACUAUGCCGCCAAAAAGGGCGCCAAAGUGAUUGCAUUCGAGCAGUUCGAGCUUGGCCAUGUGCGCGGAGCGUCUCAUGAUACUUCUCGCAUUGUUCGAACGUCCAAUUUCGCACCGGAAUAUGUCGCGCUCGCCAAAUCAGCUUACAAGGACUGGGCGGAACUUGAAAGGGAUUCUGGCUACAAGAUGUUGACUGUCACCGGCGGCGUUGUAUUCUUUGCUCCAGAUUCACCAACCCCAGCUAGCGACUUCACGAAGAGUCUGGAUUCUCAGAAUGUUCCAUAUGAACUACUUAACUCCCAGGAAGUGAAGCGGCGAUGGCCUCAAUUUGACAUCCCCGACAACGUGUCCACGGUGUUCACGGCCGACUCUGGUAUCGCGCAUGCUGCAAAGACGGUUGGCACUUUGCAAUCUCUGGCGCGGUCUCACGGCGCGGUUUUGAAAGACAACACACCGGUCGAUCGCCUCACACCCCAGGCAUCGGGUGGUGUCGUGAUCGAGACACCUAAAGGGCGAUUCAAAGCCGCCAAGGUCGUUCUUGCAACGGAUGCAUGGAUUAACAAGCUCCUCGCUCCUCUCUCCGUCCAUAUCCCAGUUUCCGUUAUGCAGGAACAGGUGACAUACUAUAAGCCCACCGACGCGGCUCCUUUUCACACCGAUCGGUUUCCCGUGUGGAUCUGGCAAGGCACUAAUUGCUACUACGGAUUUCCAUGUUACGGCGAGCCAACCAUCAAGGCUGGCCGCGAUUACUCCAACAACUUUAUGACUCCUGAUCAACGCACAUUCGUACAUUCACCCCAGCUGCUCGAGCAGCUGACAUCCUUUAUGAAGGGCUUUAUCCCUGACAAAGAGCGCCAACCGCUUCGCACAGUGACUUGCCAGUACGCGAUCACUCCCGACCGACAGUUCAUCAUCAGUCCGCUGGAAAACCACCCUGAUAUUAUUGUUGGGCUGGGAGCCGCCCAUGCUUUCAAGUUUGCUCCUGCCUUUGGCCGGGCUCUAGCAGAGCUUGCAGUGGACGGCCAGACCAAGGAGGAUAUUUCAAAAUGGGGAAUUCCAAAGGCUGCCACUCUCAAAAGCAAGCUUUGA